AUGGAUUUUGGGGUGGUGUGUAUGGACAUGGAUUGUCUGAUGGGUCCUGAACCCGGAGAAGGAGCAACAGCUCAUUCUCAUGUCUCAGGACCCGAGACCAAACCGGGUCAUGGAUCUGGGUUGUCUUUCAAGCAACAGAGAUCCUGGCCUGUUGAGGAUGCCUGGAGGGUCUCCAAGACCCCCAAACCCGACGACAUGUCGUCUCCGAGGACAAUGCCAUUGCCUCAGGAGCCUCCUCCUCAGCUCCUGAUGAGAUCUAGCUCUCUGGCUCCUCCAAGACAAGAGCAAAUGCUGAGCUUUGCCUCCAACAAAUCAGAUGUCACUUUUCUGAGCAAAGAUGGAGGAGCAAGCUCAGAUUUUGCAUUCUACCAGCGCAUGCCUGCUCCCUAUGCUAGAAAUGCAGGUUUUGGGUCUGGAAGCUUAAAUGCAAACAUGCAUGGGCCUUAUGCAGCGGCUAGAGGACCAUUUACUCCCUCACAGUGGAUUGAGCUAGAGCACCAGGCCUUGAUCUACAAGUACCUGAAUGCAAAUGCGCCUGUGCCAUCCAAUUUGCUCAUUCCUCUCAAGAAGUCCCUCUACCAUUAUGGCUUGUCUGGUCCCUCCCCCAACUCAUUAAGUUGGGGGUCUUUCCAUCUAGGAUAUUCUGGCAGUACUGAUCCUGAACCUGGGAGGUGCCGUCGAACGGAUGGGAAGAAGUGGCGGUGCUCAAGAGAUGCUGUAGCAGACCAGAAGUACUGCGAGAGGCACAUUAACAGGGGCCGCCAUCGUUCAAGAAAGCCUGUGGAAGGCCAGACAGGCCAUGGUGCCUCUAGGAGAGCAAAUUCAAAGGAAGUGGCGCCUCCGGUAACCUCAUCAAAGCCAACGUCUGUCAGUGGUACACUGCAGCCGCAGUUCAAAAGCUUGGAGCCUCCUCCUCCUGCUGAUGCUGCCGCUGCCAAUUCUUCUGUUGAUGCCUUUGCCAACAGAAUGCAAGAUCCACAGGGUUUCACUGUGAUGUCUGCUUCUAGCAUCAAGCCGGAAUCUAAUGCUUCAUGUUUUAGCGUCCCAAAACGAGAUUUCCCCAUGGUAGAAUCGUCGCAAUCAGAGUUUGGCCUUGUUUCUACUGAUUCACUUCUCAACCCUUCACAUAGGAGCUCUUACAUUCCCAAAGACUUUGGAGGUUCUUUCCUUGAUUUCACUGAUCAGGAAACACAAGAUCAAAAUCUGCUUCACCAGUUCAUCGAUGAUUGGCCCAAGGACCAGUCCAGUCAAUCAGUUGUUACUUGGCCUGAAGAUAUAAAAUCAGACUGGACUCGGCUCUCAAUGGCAAUCCCUAUGGCAUCCGACUUCUCCUCAUCCUCUUCCUCACCCACACAAGACAAGCUUGGACUCUCACCACUGAGGCUCUCUCGUGAGUUCGAGCCAACACAAAAUUUGGGGGUGAGCAAUGACCAAUGUGAACCAUCAGAUCAGCAAACAAAUUGGGUACCUAUCUCUUGGAGAAGUUCAAUGGGGGGUCCCUUGGGAGAAGUCCUAACCAACACCAGUAGCUGUGUGAACUCCAAGAACUCAUCAUCAAACACAUCACCACUAAACCUCUUGAAUGAAGGCUGGGACGGCAGCAGCCAGUUAGAGUCUUCCCCAACCGGUGUCCUGCAAAAGUCAACAUUCUGUUCACUUUCAAACAGUAGCUCAGGGUGCAGCCCAAGAGCUGAUAACAAGAAGAGUCAGGAUGGGGCAAGCCUCUAUGAUGAUGUGCUCGGUUCAACUUUAGGAAGCUCCUCAGUUCCAUCCCUGUAAAAAAACAAAGGAGUUGAAAGCUACAAACUGCGUGGGAAAUCAAGCAGCAACUAGGAGUGAACUCUAUCUGUGAUCUUGUUUGUUUCCUCUUUUUCUUGUUUCUCAUAUUUUCUUUUCUUGGUUACAAACUACAGACAUGGGUUUAUCCCAAUCUGCAUAGGGUAUUGGCCAGUUUGGCUAGUGUGGAUUUCAUGUUAUCCAAAGUUCAUCAUCAAUUUAAAUCAAUUUCUGCUGUGUU
Messenger RNA from Fragaria vesca subsp. vesca, 2017 nucleotides. RefSeq names its product growth-regulating factor 1-like. Gene Ontology annotation, molecular function: ATP binding. Gene Ontology annotation, biological process: regulation of DNA-templated transcription; DNA-templated transcription; developmental process. The record is from RefSeq and is a predicted model, not a curated record. Gene Ontology annotation, cellular component: nucleus. The transcript is spliced from 4 exons. Bases 1 to 1779 code for a protein of 592 amino acids. Lineage: Eukaryota; Viridiplantae; Streptophyta; Magnoliopsida; Rosales; Rosaceae.